Molecule: messenger RNA, 5655 nt
Organism: Sus scrofa (pig)
Lineage: Eukaryota; Metazoa; Chordata; Mammalia; Artiodactyla; Suidae
Gene: DYNC2I1
Product: dynein 2 intermediate chain 1
Biological process (GO): intraciliary transport
Cellular component (GO): cytoplasmic dynein complex
Molecular function (GO): dynein light chain binding; dynein heavy chain binding
Source: RefSeq, a predicted model, not a curated record
UUCUAAGCAACAUUUGCAGACUAAACAAACACGAAACAGUUUGCAGAACCAGAGGUAAAUGUCAGUUUUAACGUGCAUCCCUGGAGUGGGACCCACACUUCUCCAGUCCUGCAUAUUUAAGUUUGGCUUUUACUUUAAGCGUCAAAUAAAACAGUUGGGGUAAAAUAAACCUGAGAUGCAGAAUGUGUCUUAAUACUAAACUCACAGUUAGGUUGGUGGGUAGUCUGAUGCCAAAGUUUAUUCUCUGUGUCACUCUGUUGGCCGAGAAGACAGCUGUUGCUGGAAAAGCUUCAGGUCGUUGUCUGUGAGGUUCAAGACCUCAGCCACAGUAUGAAGUCAGGUCAGGCACACGCAUGCUGCAAUGUGUAUUAAUACUUAAUACUUUAUUAAGACACAUUCUGCAUCUCAGCGGAAUGUGAGGCAGCCCCUUUGCGGUCCUGUUUGGGAAAAUGCGGCCCUGAAAUGACAGGUUGUCGCGCGGGCAUGGGACAGAGUUUACAGUUGUGAACGCUUCUUCUGUCCCUUGAGGCGUCUAUGGCCUCUCGUCUCUUGCUCUGUAUAAAAACUGAGUCUUUCAAAGAUUGCGUUUUCAAAAACUUUUCGAUUCCUGCCAAUCCUGCAGAGUGUGUCCCAUCAAACGACGGCACAGGGAAAGCUCCCUAAGCUGCCUGCCCGAAGUCUGAGCUCAGCUCCCUCUUCCAAAGGCACUUUGGCAGGUUGAGGAGCCGCCGGCCCUUGCAGCCGUGCCUGUUUCCCCUUUGCAGCUCCGGUCCUGCCGGCGGACCCGCCUCGCAGGCCUUUGGGCCUCCGACCGGGCGGAAGAACCCAGCCCUCGAACCAAAUAUCCCACCCGGCUGGAGGGCGGGAGUCCGGCCGGAACUGCCUUCUUCCGAGACCCCUCCCUCUGGGCAGGGAGCAGAUCCCAAUCGGUGGUCACUCGGCGCUCCUCUGCUCUGGUCUGCCGGUUUCUAGGAGGCGAGGACGGGCAGGCGCAGUGGGGGCGGCCUCGGGGCACGCCGGGCCGGUGGUGCUCGGCGCUCCGCUGCCCCGCCUGUCGGUUGCUAGGAGGCGGGGAGGCGCAGGCGCAGCGGGGACGGCCGCGGGGCCCGCGGGGCGGGCGGUCGCAAGAGUUCCGUUGCCCCGCCUGCCGGUUGCUAGGAGGCGGGACGCCUGCUGGGAGGAGGGUGCGGGCGUCCGGCGGUCUCUUUCCGGAGCCUGGCCGGGCCGAGGGCAGCGCGGCCGCCCGGGCCUGCAGGCGGCGAUGGAGCCGGGAAAGAGGAGAACCAAAGAUGAUACUUGGAAAGCAGAUGACCUCAGAAAACACCUUUGGGCGGCGCAGUCAGCCAGCUCCAAGGACGAGAAGAAACACAGAGACAAGAAGCUGCCCAAGGAAUCAGAAGCGGACCUCACAGACUACAAAGAGCACAAACCCAGGGACCCAGACCAGGACGCCAGGCACCGAGACAGGGUGUCUGGGAGGGAUGGCCCUGCUCCCCGGGAGCACCCCCAUGGGGACAGGGACAGGAGGAAGGACAGGGACAAGGCCAAGGAGAGACACCGGGAGCAGGAGGCCGAGAAGGCCCAUGGCAGAGGGAAGGACCGCGAGAAGGAGAAGGAGCGAGAGCGCCGGGCUCGGCGGGAGGAGCUGAGGCAGGUGGCCGUGCACCACCACCUGCUGGGCCGCGAGGUGCGAGGGUGGCCGCCGCCCGACAGGCCGGAGCGCAGGCGGGCAGUAAGUAAAGCAAGAGUUGAAGAGAGGGACCUGAGAGACGAAGACUCUGAAAGAGGAGACGAGAGAGAAAGAAGAUACCGGGAAAGAAAGCUGCAGUAUGGUGACAGCAGAGACAACCCCCUCAAGUACUGGCUGUACAAGGAGGAAGACGAGCGACGACACAGGAAGCCGAAAGAGCCAGACCAAGGAAGGAAACAUCAUCACGAAAAAAGCAGCACACGGGAGAAAAGAGACAAGUACUCGAAGGAGAAAAGUCACUCGUUCUCUGACAAGGAGGGGGAAGACAGACACAAAGAAAAACGCCGUAAAGAAGGCUUUCACGUUGAUGACGAGAAGCCCCGAGGCCACGUGGACAAGAAGGAGCCCAGGAGGAGGGAGGCCAAGGUGUGGUUUCAGGAUGAUGAACACAGAAAUCGAGGCGCAAGUUCAAAGAGAGAAGGGAUUGGCAGCCAGCAUGCAGAGAAUUUAGCGAGGACUAGUGGAAAAGAUAAAGACUCGAGAAGAAAGGAAGUUGAAAAGGAAGACAUUGAUUUAGAAAGUGCUGGAGCUGAUGAAUAUACAGCCAGUUUUGAGGAUGAUUUUGAAGACUAUGAGGACGACUUUGAGGUCUGUUCUGGGGAUGAUGUUGGCACGGACGAGCCCGAGUCAGGAGAAGCGGUGGAGGAGCUUCCCCCAGCCAGGAGGCGGGAGAUUCAGGAGAUUCAGAGAGCCAUUCACGCGGAGAACGAGCGCAUCGGCCAGCUGUCCUCGAGGCUGCUGGAGAAGCAGGACCAGCCAGUUCAAGCCAGGGGCCCAGGGCCAGAUGCAAACAGUUCCCCUUCCAAGACCCCUGUUUGUGGAAUUUUCGUGGAUUUUGCAACAGCCUCACACCGUCAAAAGAGUCGGACUCAGGCCCUUAAGCAAAAGACGCGCAGCACCAAGCUGCUCAGGCUCAUCGACCUAGACUUCUCGUCCUCCUUCUCCCUCUUGGACCUCCUGCCCGUGAGCGAGUAUGACAGGUACAUCAGGAGCUUCGGGAGGAAAAACACCAAGCAGGCCUACGUUCAGUGUAAUGAAGAUCGCGUGGAAAGGGACGCCCAGACUGAGGAGGUCGAGACCCGGGAGGUGUGGACUCAGCACCCAGGGGAAGGCGCAGCCGUGUCUGGGGGGAGUGAGCAGAGCAACCCCUGUGACGGGGCCAUCGUCCCGAAGGUCGACACGCCCCGGCUGUCCAGCUUCCUCCGGGCAGCCUGCCAGGUGAUGGCGGUUUUGCUGGAGGAGGACCGCGCGGCAGCCGGGCCGAACUGGACCCCGCUGGCACAGGAGGGCACCCUGCCAUUCAGCGAUAGCUGCGCCCCGCUGAACACCAGCCUGCCCUUCCUUCAGCACCGAAGAGUGUGCUGCCUGCAUGCCUCUCAAGUUCAUAGGCGGACGGUGGUGUCCGUCCACGGGCUGCCUGGCAAGGCCGUCUCGCCCCUGCUGGACAGCAGAUACGUGCUCUGUGUGUGGGACAUCUGGCAGCCCUCGGGGCCUCAGAAGACCCUGAUAAGCGAGUCAGAGGUCACGUGCUGCUGCUUUAGCCCCUUGAAAGCCUGUUUGCUGUUUGCCGGAACCGCGCAUGGCUCGGUGGUCGUGUGGGAUCUGAGAGAAGAUUCCAGGAUCCAUCGUUACGUGAAGCUGAGCGAGGGCUUCUGGACGUUCAGGACCCCAACUUUUUCCACGGAUGGCGUCCUCACAGCUGUCAACCACCAAAGUCCCCUCCAAGCAGUAGAGCCGGUCUCAGCAUCCGUCUGCAAAAGACAGAGCUCCGUGCUGUCACCUUUCUCUACUCAAGAAGACCUGGCGUGCUUGUCCUCCCACAUUGCCUCGCUGGAUGAGAGCGGCGUCCUCAACCUGUGGGUGGUCGUCGAAUUACCAAAGGCAGAUAUUGCAGGUUCACUGCGUGACUUAGGGUUGAUACCUGGAGGGAGGAUAAAAUUGGUGCACGGUGCCGUGAUUCAGCUGAGCGACAGCCUUUCCCGUAAAGGGUGUGAACCUUGGGGGUCCGCGCAGACGCUGACGGUUAAGUUCCUGCCCUCAGACCCUAACCACUUCGUCGUUGGCACAGACUUGGUGCCCUCUCCCCAGGGCCUCAUCAGCCACGGCUCCAGGCAGGACUCGAGGGCGUCCCCCAGACUGUUCCGACCCCAGCAGCCGGGCGUGAGGCCGGUGAGAGUGACCGCCAUCGACUUCUCACCGUUUGGAGAACCCGUGUUUCUGGCCGGCUGUUCUGACGGGAGCAUCCGCCUGCACCAGCUGGCGGCCGAGCGCCCCCUCCUGCAGUGGGAGGACAGCACCGGCGGCCGUGCGGUCACCGGCCUGCGCUGGGCCCCGACCAGACCUGCUGUGUUCCUGGUCCAGGACGACGCAUCCUGUGUGUAUAUUUGGGACCUCCUGGAAAGCGAUUUGGGUCCUGUAGCCAAGCACCCCGUCUCUCCAGACAAGCUGGUGGCCAUGACCGUCGUGGGGGAAGCAGAGAAGACCCGCGGUGGCUUCCUGGCGUUGGUGCUGGCCAGAGCCUCGGGCCGCGUGGACGUCCAGUACCUGAAGCAGGAGUGGGCGGCCCCGGCAGGCGAGGAGCAGCGGAGGCUGCGGCUGCUUCUGCAGGAGGCCCUGUAGGAGGCAGGGGCCUGGGGGGGCAGCAGGUGCUGUCCAGGGCGGGGCCCAGGGCCACCCAGAUGUCACACCCGCGCGUGUCCCUUCCUGUGGCUAGAAGGCAGAUGUCAGUACGCAGGUCACUUUCCAAGAACGUCCCUUCCGUAACACCAUGAAUAAAUCGCUAUUUUUGAAUGGAAACAGCAGACGUUUUAGUGUGUACUGAACGUGGAAGGCAGCCGAGCCGUGUCCAGGAUGCUCUUCUCUGAGAACACGUCUACUUUUUUUGCAGAAAGCUUUAAAAUAUUGUCACAUUUAUUACUAGAUUUUAAACAAUGCAAAUGAAAAUGUCUUUUAUAAAUAACAUGUAACUAAAAAUAUACUUCCUACGGCAUAUGGAAGUUCUCUGGCCAGGAGUCGAAUCAGAACUGCAGCUGAGGCCUGCACCACAGCCCUGGCAACACCGGAUCUGAGCUGCACCUGUGACCUACACCACAGCCUGUGGCAACGCCGGAUCCUUAAGCCUCUAGGCAAGGCCUGGGAUCAAACCCGCAUCCUCACAGAGACGAGUCGGGUUCUUACCCACUGAGCCCCAACGGGAGCUCCAUGAAAAUGUACUUUAAACGGCUUUUUAGUCAUACAUAAAAUGACAUAUUCACAGAUUUAAAUGAAAGGAAUCACUCCAUUCAGUUCUGUGCCAUCUAGCAGAUGGAAUUAAUUUGAUUCCUGAGCAUUCUGCUUCUGCAGACGUGUUUGUAGCUCUGUGCACAGGGGGUGGCUCCCGGGUCACUCCCCAGAACCUUGGUGCUGCCCCGACCUCGGCUUCCUGGCUGUCCAAGGGCUCGGGUGGGGACGGAGGCCCCUGGCAGCCGCAACUUGAUGGUGACUUGCAGGCCUAGAGGGGUCGGCUGCAUGGGUGGCACUGGUGCAGCUGCAGGGCUCUGACUGCUGUGGUCCACGCAGUGCCCUGAGCCUUUCUCCUGCUGCUCUCUGGCCAGUGCGUGGAGCCCUGUGCCCGUCUCACCCCCUAUCCAGUGCUGCGGGGAGGGGCAGGCUUCCCGUUCGGGGGCAUCGGGGGUCUGAGCAUGGAGCCCACCCAUCAGGUCAUCAGUGGGGAUGGUGGCCUUUGCGGGCGACCCUCCUGGGUACUCCCGGGUCAGCAGCCGCCUCCUGUGAGGCCAGCUCCAUGGGGCUUUGUGAAACCAGGUUGAACUGAACUGACUCAAACCUCUAAAUGUAUUGGGAUUAUAUAAUGUAUGUUUAAAGCUCUCUUAAAUAUGGUAUCCUCUUAAUAAAAUGUGAUAUCACGG